AUGGUCCCCGGGGCCCCCGGCACCAUCACCACCACCACCAUGCUCCCCGCGUCCGAGGCUGCCAAGAUCUACCAGACCAACUACGUGCGCAACUCCCGCGCCAUCGGCGUCCUGUGGGCCAUCUUCACCAUCCUCUUCGCCAUCGUCAACGUGGUGUGCUUCAUCCAGCCCUACUGGAUCGGGGACGGCGUGGACACCCCGCAGGCGGGCUACUUCGGGCUGUUCCACUACUGCAUCGGCAACGGGCUGUCCCGAGAGCUGACGUGCCAGGGCAGCUUCACCGAGUUCAGCUCCAUCCCCUCCGGAGCCUUUAAGGCCGCCUCCUUCUUCAUCGCCAUGUCCAUGGUGCUGGUGCUCACCUGCAUCGCCUGCUUCUUGCUCUUCUUCUUCUGCAGCACCGGCAGCGUGUACAAGAUCUGCGGCUGGAUGCAGCUGUCUGCAGGUACUAGUCUGAUCCUGGGCUGCAUGAUCUACCCGGACGGCUGGGACAGCGACGAGGUCAAGAGGAUGUGCGGCGAGCAGACGGACAAGUACACGCUGGGUGCCUGCUCGGUGCGCUGGGCCUACAUCCUCGCCAUCAUGGGCAUCAUGGACGCCCUCAUCCUCUCCUUCCUGGCCUUCGUUCUGGGAAACCGCCAGGACAGUCUGAUGUCUGAGGAGCUGCUGGGAGAAAAGAGCGGAAACAACGCCAUCUAG
Limanda limanda (common dab) is the source of this 696-nucleotide messenger RNA. RefSeq names its product LHFPL tetraspan subfamily member 3 (gene lhfpl3). The coding region runs from base 1 to 696 and encodes 231 amino acids. Gene Ontology annotation, biological process: sensory perception of sound. The record is from RefSeq and is a predicted model, not a curated record. NCBI's taxonomy places the organism in Eukaryota, Metazoa, Chordata, Actinopteri, Pleuronectiformes, Pleuronectidae. The transcript has 3 exons. Gene Ontology annotation, cellular component: plasma membrane.